GGCAUGCCAAGCCAAUCUGCCAUGACUAUUUAUCCCCUGCAGAUCCUAUUAUCCAGUCAACCUUGACAUGUAGAAAAUACUCCCUUUGGUCGGAACACUUUGAUAUGGUACAUCUUCAGGAAGAUCAUUUAAGGUUGGUAGAUCGGCACAUAUAUACAAAAGGAGAAUACUAGUGGUAACAGGAUCUGGAACUUGAAAGAUUAUCUGGAUCUCAGACCCAGGAGAUCUGCUGUACUUCAGAAUCGAUCACUUUCAUGUGGGACAAAGAAAAACUUGCCUACUAUUCUUCUAUCAUAUGGAUUGUGCUGGAUUGAGCAUUGGAACUCUGCUAUACAAUUUCUGAUGGAUUUGUGACCUAUACAAUACCAUAUUUGAAUGAAAAUAGUGAAUGACUGUGGACUUGACUGUUAACAAACACGUUUUAAUGUUUUUGCCAUCUCUCAAUCACCUCCUUCCACACCACAUUAAUGAUAAAGAGUAAGCGCAAUGUCCACACAUCAGCUGGAUAAAUCCAUAAUAAAAACUGGAUAAAGGACAAAGACUGUGCUUAGUAAUGGCUAAGGACACAAACAUAGCCAUUUGGCCUUUUCCACUGGUAUUCUCUGACAAUGGGAAAAAUGGUAGAAGGCUUCAAGGUCUUUGUCCUCUUCCUUUCCUCAUAUAUUCACUUCUAAUAAUUUCAGCAUUGUCCUCAGUGGGACUUGGCAAUGUUCUAGGAGUAGAGUAUGAUUGGGGAGCUCAGCCCAAGUUAAUUUGCAUGCCGCUACCUGCAGACACUGAUCCAAAUUGUUUUCCCACAGAUGGGGGUACUAAUGGCCCUAGCAUCAAUGGACAUAACAAUGGUCAUAGCAAUAGCCACAGUAAUGGACAUGGGAAGGGACAUUUUGUUGGAGGCUUGCCGAGUCCUAGUGCCAGCAGUAGUCGAAGGGGCAUAUCUGAUGAGGCAAAAGCUACAAUUCUGCACUUGAGGGAAAGCCUGGUGCGUCAGAAGGAGACCAUUCUGGACCAGAGGGAAACUAUACGGGAAUUGACGGCAAAACUGACACUCUGUGAGGGCUUUGGGAGGGGUGCAAGUGGCCACCACAGUGAAGACCACCAUGGAUAUCAUAGCUCUCAGCACUCUUCACCUCACUAUGACAGUGACCAUCAUUCUGAUCCGCACUAUCCUCUCAAUGGGUACCACAAUGACCAUCACAGAGGAAAGCAACCUUUUCUGGGGAAACAUGAAUUUUCUCCUGAACAGGCAGGGAAGACAUUGCAAGCCCUGAAAGAGAGGCUGGAAAAUUUACAGGCAAGGAACUCAUCAAGCACCUACUCUAGUUCACUGAAAGACCUUUUGCAGCGCAAAAUUAAUGCUCUUGAAGAACAGCUUCACCGUCAUUAUGAAGGUCACCAUGACAAUGGAUCCCACGAAACCCACCCUGAGCAUAGGUAUCCUGAGACGCACCCUGAUGACCACCAUGCAGAGCACCAUGAUGACCACGAUAACAUUCACCGAAAUGGUCACCAUUACAGUCAUUAUUAUGGCCAUCACUAUGAUCGACUCAGCACACGCCACAACGAUAAUGAUAAUCAUCACGAUGACCAUCAGAACAGUCAUAAUGAUGACCACCAUGACAGCCACCAGAAUGAACACCACGAUGAUCAUCAUUUUGACCCCCAUGACAGUGGUCACCAUGGCAAUGAUGAUCGUGGCCACCAACGUCACAGCCCUCUGAAGCCAACAGCAUCUAGAGCACGUGGUGCCUACAAUAAUUUGGAUUCAGUGCUGAGCCAUUUGUAUCACAGGUCCCCAGAAACAGGGAACAACAAGACACCUAAGAAUCCUGAUGGGUUUCAAAUUGGAUUUCCCAUGCACACUAACUACAUGUAUGGGAGGAUCAAGCGCACUCUUCUCAAUGAAAUCUUUGCCCUAACUGUCUGCCUUUGGCUAAAGGGGGGUUCAGGCUCAGGAAUUGGCACCCCUUUUUCUUAUUCUGUUCCUGGCCAAGCUAAUGAGCUUGUCUUAAUUGAAUGGGCCAACAGUCCAAUAGAAUUACUGGUGAAUGACAAAGCUGUAACUCUACCCCUAUCUCUGAAAGACAGUAAGUGGCACCAUUUAUGUGUGACAUGGUCAACUCGAGAUGGCAUAUGGGAGGCCUAUCAGAAUGGAGUGAAAAGGGGAUCUGGGGAAAAUCUGUCUCCGUGGCAUCCCAUAAAACCAGGAGGUGUCUUCAUACUGGGACAGGAGCAGGACACCCUUGGUGGCCGCUUUGAUGCCACACAGUCAUUUGUUGGAGAAAUGUCAGACCUACAGGUAUGGUCACGUGUUCUUAAUUCUCAAGAAAUAGACAACCAAGCAUCCUGUUCCAGCCACCUUACUGGAGACGUGAUUGCAUGGAGUGAGUCCAUUGUGGAACUUCAUGGAGGGGUUACCAAAUACCCCUUCGACCCUUGUCACUAAAAGCCCAAAUGGGCUGCUGCUACUGCUUCUCAACCUUUAGAAUCUUAAUGUCGUAAAUAAGAACUAUUACUCAAAUGCAAGGCACACGUCAUUAGAAGCAGAAAGACCCUUUUUAAAUACCCAAGAUAAAAAAAUGUUGUUGUUUUUUCUGGUCUAGACCUCACAUCCAUGUUUUUUCAAUAUCUGGGAAAAUUGGCUCAAUUUCACUAUCAUUGUUUGGUUACAGCAGUUUGUAUAGAAAAAAUAAUAAUACAAAAGUCAGAUCAACACUUCUCUACGAAUUAACAUAACAAACACUGUAAAUUUGUGUCAACACGCAAGUCAACACUCACUAGUUUAUUGCACAACACAAUAUUUGGACACCUGCUGGAAAGGCAUGGAUAGCAAUCAAGAGGUUAAUAAAGAAAUAUGAAGUAGACUUAACUAUACUCAAUCUCUUAUUUCAAUAUAUCUGUACAUUUCAACAUAUGAAAUGUUGGCAUGAGCUGUUUGCUUUCAAAGAACAGCUCUCAAGGUAAGCACAAGUGGAGAUAAUAUCAUCUUUCCAUCUUUCACUGUAACAAGUCAUAUUCGACUUUUAACAAUGGACAUUGUCAUAGAAAAAUGUUUUCCAGAUUGAGAAUAUAAAGUUCAAAAUCAUACAUUUUUCCUUAUUAGUUUUACACUUUAUGAACAAGACAUCGAAUGUUCAUUUAACUAUUGAAAUCACUCUGUUUUGAUUGUUUUCAAACUAAAUUUCAGUAUUAGCAAUAGUUUGAUACACUGAAACCAGUACUACAUGCACUAUGUGCUGAUCACACAAUGCUUUAUUCACUUGUGGCUUCUCUGGAAUAUAUUCUGCAGUAUUUUUUUUAUCCGGCCACAGUUACCAGUUACAGUGAACUCUGAAAUAAAUGUAAAUGUACAUAGUCCGAAUUUCAAGAGAUAAUGGCAUACAAAAAUCAUUAUAUUGAAAAAAUAUAAAAAAUCCUAUAAAUGAUGUUAAAUAGUGUAUAUGUAGCUGGGAAAAUCUUGAAAACAAUGAUAACAAUGAAAAAAAUGACUGCAGAUUUAAAGGUUUCAUUAAAUGAUCGGGAAAAUGAUCACAAUCUAAUGUUCUUAGGGUUAAAAAUAAUAAUAAUAAUCAUAUCACAUGCUUAAUAUCGUUCCUGCCAUUUAUUUUACUAUGACAAAGAAAAUUUGAAAGCAACAAGAUUAUGACCAGUUUAAUGGUUAAAAAAUAUUUAUCAAAGAAACACUUGCAAAUAUUUGUAUUAGAUAUGGAAGCAGCACUUAGCAGCGCCGCACAGUGAGGACAUUUUGGGACCUAUGUAAAUGCAUUCAAAUGUUUCUUACUCAAAAUAAAGAAACAAACUGAGAAAAAA
Molecule: messenger RNA, 3807 nt
Organism: Silurus meridionalis
Lineage: Eukaryota; Metazoa; Chordata; Actinopteri; Siluriformes; Siluridae
Product: neuronal pentraxin-2
Exons: 6
Coding region: 554-2443 (629 amino acids)
Source: RefSeq, a predicted model, not a curated record